Hypoxylon fragiforme is the source of this 959-nucleotide messenger RNA. RefSeq lists its product as uncharacterized. The record is from RefSeq and is a predicted model, not a curated record. The transcript has a single exon. Lineage: Eukaryota; Fungi; Ascomycota; Sordariomycetes; Xylariales; Hypoxylaceae. Bases 9 to 866 code for a protein of 285 amino acids.
CGAGAAAGAUGAAGGUCCACGAGCUUGUGGGCAUGAGUGGCACGGUCCCUCCCGCCCUCGAUUCUCCUCUGACCAGCGAACGAUUAGCAGAAGUCCGAGACUUAUACGACCAGGUAUAUGCCCCCGGCUUAGAGAAGUUUUUCGAAACAGAAUGGUAUACGAAGCCCCAAGGUGUUAGUGCUUUGAUAUCCAACGCAGCUGUCAACGAAAUGUUGGCGGGCUUCCUCCAAUCUAUGGCCAAGACGGAUGCAAACGAUGUCGCCGGAAUGCAAUACUCGGCCAAUCUCGAAUUCCGAGUCGUUUGGGAUUUAGCUUCGCUGGUUUACACGUCUGAGUACAAAGUCAACGUAGGAGAUCGUUUACCGCCUUCCGAUGAUGGGUCUGAAGCACGGAAUCGAGUAUCUGUCUUCGAAGCUUUGCUAUCGGGCGAUUAUCUCGACCAGAAUCCCUUGCACCCGCCGCCCGCGAAUUCCGACAUUCGACUCCACCGCAUUAGGGAGUUCAAGUUCUGGUACUGGUUGGCAGAAUUCCUACGUCUGGUGGACCAACCUGGGAUGGACAUGUUGCGUCAGCGAGAUUACUUCUUAGGACAAAUGCGCGAAUUGUUGGAUGGACGUGAAAACCGCGACGUUCUGUAUUCUCUCGCUGUCAUUCGUGCGCUCGCGCCGAAUUUUCCGCCAGACUUCGAGAGUACCCUACCUCCGCAUCUCGACGAGAGCGACCCUAAGAACAAGCUCGCCGUGGCCCGAAAGUUUGUUCAAGAUGAAUCUCAGGUCACUGGGGGCACUACCAAUGUAGUCCGCCGUUUCGCUGAGCUUGCCGUGAGGGCUUUCAUCGUCCCGGGGAAUAAUAUCAUUCGAAGGUGAGGGGAGACAGUCACUGGGCCCUCAACAGUAAUUAUAGCAAUGUGUUAGUAUACAUUUCAACCCUCGGAAAGCUGCUCCUUGGUAGCUUUUUUU